ACUGCAGUUGGUAGCAUGAAGAUUGUCACGUGAUCCAUUUCCUCUCUGGAACUGUAACACAAAUCUCAUUUCCUCAGCAGUCACAAUAUCUUUACCUUCAUCUGCAACUGACACUUGUGUGCCUGUAUGCCAACCUGCCUCUUGUCUUGUCUGCCUCCACGUUCAUAGGUGUUGAGAAGCCAUUCACCCCCAGUCAUGAUGGGGAAUUCCAGCAAGCUAGACAACGCCACCCUGUCCCUGUUUAUGAAUGUAAAUGCCAGCAUUGCCAUCUCUGUCAUCUAUAUGAUCGUCACUGCGAUUAACCUGGUAGGAAAUGGCCUUUCGAUGUGGAUCCUCAUCUUCCGUACCCCCAAGACCCCCUCCAUCAUCUUCAUGAUUAAUCUCACCCUCACCGACUUGGCCCUUGGCGCUGCCCUGCCUUUUCAGAUCGCCUACCAGUUCCAAGGAUACCACUGGAAGUUGGGAUCCAAGAUGUGCAGUGUCAUGACCCUUGUCUUCUACACCAAUAUGUACUGUUCCGUCCUAACUAUGAUGGCCAUCGGAAUUGACCGCUACCUGGGCAUUGUCUGGCCAAUGCGGUUCAGGCAGAUCAGGAAGAGAAAGUCCAAUGCAGUCAUCAGCUGCAUCCUCAUGUGGGGUUUAGUCCUGAGCGUUCUGUACCCGCUGAUGACCACAGACCUGACCUUUGACAUUCCUGAACUCGGGAUUACCACAUGCUUUGACGUGCUAAAGAAAAACAUGCUCCCGAACCUGACUGCCUGGGCGACCUUUCUCUUCAGCAUGGUGUUCGUCCUCUUCCUCUUCCCUUUCUGUGUCACAACAUUCUGCUACAUCAGUGUCAUACACAAACUGGCCAGAGAUUCCAAGACAGCCCAGAAAAAGAGAGCGAAACGUCUGGCCUUCAUUGUUCUCCUGGUCUUCACCUUGUGCUUUGCUCCAAACAACAUCCUUCUGUUGACUCACACUGUGCUGAGACUCUUCUAUAAGCAGUCUAUCUACAUGUCCUACAAACUGUCUCUCUGUUUCAGCUGCCUGAAUAGCUGCCUCGAUCCGUUCAUUUAUUACUUUGCUUCCAAAGAUUUCAGACACAAGCUGAGACAGAUAAUUAAUCUGCAGAGUCUGAGUAGUGGGGACUCAAUGAAGAUGGAACAUAGAGAGAGUUUGUACUCGGCACAUUGCACUUUCGAAGGUCAGGAGAGAGAACACAGCAAGGUGUCUUUGAUGCCACAGAACACCACAGCAUAGGGACACAGAAUGAGAAAAAGAGAAUAAAGAUUGAGGGAGCUGUGACAAAGGAAGUGAGAGAGAUAGAAACUGUGGGUUGCCCUGAGUGUGUCAAGCUCUUAUGUCUAACAAUUUCGAAAU
This is a messenger RNA of Sander lucioperca (pikeperch), 1365 nucleotides long. It is a transcript of the gene p2ry8, whose product is annotated as P2Y receptor family member 8. NCBI's taxonomy places the organism in Eukaryota, Metazoa, Chordata, Actinopteri, Perciformes, Percidae. Gene Ontology annotation, cellular component: membrane. The transcript has 3 exons. Gene Ontology annotation, molecular function: G protein-coupled receptor activity. Gene Ontology annotation, biological process: positive regulation of Rho protein signal transduction; phospholipase C-activating G protein-coupled receptor signaling pathway. The record is from RefSeq and is a predicted model, not a curated record. The coding region runs from base 196 to 1245 and encodes 349 amino acids.